UGGCGCAAAGUCAUCAUCACCACUCGGACUGGUAAAUCGGACCGCUGUGUCUGUGAAAGAGAAAGAGAGAAAGCAAUAAUUUAUCCGCAUGAUAAAUGCAAUUUACGCCGUUAUCGUUUUAUGUUCAACAGCAUCGGUCGUGGUGGUUCCUGGUUUGGAAUACCUUAUGAGUUCGCAUUACAGUGUUUUGUGGAAUUAUUUACUUUAUAUACGAAUAUGUUUUCUGAUGGGAGUUGCCAUCUGAUUAUACUAUCGAGUGUUUAGUGUGGGAUGCGAUUUCCUAAUGGACAUGUAAUAUGUGGCACAGCGACGCUGGCCGACGGAGGGUUCCAAUGCGAACCCGAACUUAACAGUUGCAUAUUUUAUUCAUGUGGUUACCAAAACAAUGCUGACUUGUCCUUGAUCAGGCAGUAUUGCUUGACCAAACGCCACCGUUUAAUCUCUUGAAUAGCUGCUUGCUUUCCUCUGGCCACCAUGUAAUUAUCCGCAAAUUACUGUUUAUUGAUCCCCGGUUUAAAUUGAAUUUUGUCUAAUCACGGAUUAUUUGGAUACGCCUCAAGUAGUUUUUGGCCGGAGAGGAGAACCUAAUUUACUGCGCGGCCUGUGUGUUAGUAUACACAAACGUGUGUGUGUGGUGCAGUGCUGCUGGUGAUCGCGCUCGCACGGCAGGAUUUGCCACGGAGGAAAAAAACAAAACGAUGGAUAAAAAUCGCCGGGAACGACUCGGCGUGCUGGAGCGCCAGUUGGUCGAUCCGCGAUCUGAGUUAAAUGUCGACAGUUUACUGGAUGGAAUUCAGGCGCUGGUGGCCGAUUGUGCGUUCGACGCCGUUAGACGGAAUAAGAACGUGGAAAGCUUCUUGGACAGAUACGAGAAAUCUGCUAAGAAGAUUUUACAAACACGAAUGAAUUACACCGACUAUACGUUUUUAAAAACCAUUGGCCGCGGUGCUUUCGGAGAAGUGCAGCUGGUUCGGCACAAAUCCACCAGCAGUGUUUAUGCCAUGAAGCUCCUUAGCAAGUUUGAAAUGAUAAAACGCUCCGACUCGGCUUUUUUCUGGGAGGAGCGCGAUAUAAUGGCGCACGCUGGGAGUGAUUGGAUUGUGCAACUUCAUUACGCCUUUCAAGACGCUAAGUUUUUAUACAUGGUUAUGGACUAUAUGCCCGGCGGGGAUAUGGUUAACCUAAUGAGUCAGUAUGAAGUGCCGGAAAAGUGGGCUACAUUCUAUACGGCGGAAGUCGUGCUAGCUCUGAAUGUCAUCCAUGAAAUGGGAUUUGUGCAUCGCGAUGUGAAACCCGAUAAUAUGCUACUGGAUGCACGUGGCCAUCUAAAAUUAGCCGAUUUUGGAACGUGUAUGCGAAUGGGUCAAGAUGGGAUGGUGCAUUCGGACACGGCGGUGGGUACACCGGAUUAUAUCUCCCCUGAAGUACUGCGGUCCCAAGGCGGGCAAGGACUGUAUGGUCGAGAGUGCGACUGGUGGUCUGUGGGUGUGGUGUUAUAUGAGAUGAUUAUCGGCGACACACCCUUUUAUGCGGACUCACUAGUCGGAACGUACGCCAACAUUAUGGACCAUAAGAACGCCCUGAAAUUCCCCGAUGACUUUGAACUGUCCGGUAACGCCAAGAGCCUGAUCUGCGGCUUUCUUUCUGACAGAUCAACACGUCUGGGUCGGGCGGGGAUCGAUGACAUCAAACAGCAUCCAUUUUUCUCCAAUGAGAACUGGACGUGGGAGAAUAUUCGCCAGUCGGAUGCUCCCGUGGUGUUUGAUCUUCGUUCCGACGACGAUACAUCAAACUUUGAUGAAAUUGAUCGCACCGAAGAGGAUCAUCACAACGAGACCUUUCCGACACCAAAAGCCUUUGCCGGGAAUCAUUUGCCAUUUAUUGGUUUCACAUACAGCAAAGAUUAUCAGUUGCUUGUCAGUGCGCCUUCGGAUCAGCCCGAUUUAGUAAACGCAUCCACGUCGAACGAAUAUAAGAAUGCCAAGGGUAAUUUAGACGAAGCGCUCCAAAAGUUGCAACAAGAACUUAAACGAGAGAAAAGUCUCCGUGCUGAUUUGGAUAAUAAGUACCGGGAAACUGUUGGAUUGUUGGAUCGAUUAUCUUCGAAUGAGGAUUUGGUCCACAAGGAGCGUUCCGAUCUGGAGAAGACGAUGACAGCCAGAAAUCAGGAAUUACGUGAGAUCCAGAAACGCUUGGAACUGGAGAUGCAGAAUCGCGCUCAACUGGAGAAGCAUUUAGUGGAUACGGAGGAAAGCUUAAAAAGAGAGCGCACGAAUUUAUUGACCAGUAAGGAGAAGUUGAAUGCUCUGGAAAAACAGUUUGCCGAUGUCAGCACCAAGUUGACUGCCGAUGGAGAAGGCGCGCUAAAGUUGAAGAAAACCAAUGCGGAGUUGGUUGCUGCUUUAUCUGAAAGGGAUCAUGAAUUGGAUAUGAUGAAGCAGGCACACCAUACACUACAGUCAAAGUUGAUGCAGUCCGAAAAUGAUCAUUCUAUUGUACAGGUGAAUGUCACUUCGUUGGAAUCAGAGAAAGCCCAGCUGAUCUCCAAAUUGGAUUGGUCAGUUCGGGAAACCGAUCGCCUGAAACAAACUAUCGCCACAAUGCAGACGGAAAAUCAAGGACUGCAGGAUGACCUAAGCCAACUGGAAAAAGACAUGGCCAUGGUUAAGGUUGAGCUGACCGAUUGGAAAAAUAAAUACCAGGCCGAGGUGGAAAGCCACCGUAAGAGCGUUUAUGAUCUGAGCAGUCGUUCCCAGGAUAAAGUUUCCGCUGAGGAGAACUACCAUAAUCAAAUCCGGCAGAUUGAACGGAAGUUAGCCGAGGAAGCAGCCGCCCGUAAGGCAGCGGAAUUAUCCAAACAAGAGUUACAGCGACGCAGUUCGGUGCAAGAUGUGGAUCUGCGUCAGAUGAAGAUGCAGAUGGAACAAGUGGAAAAUCAGUUCAAAAACGAGAUUGAGAAAGUGAAGAAUCUGACUAUUCAGGUGGAACAGGAAACUCAGAAGCGCACAGUAUUACAGAAUGAAUUCCGUACGCUUAGCCAGCAGCACGCUGUGCUAAAAAAUCGGGAAAAACAGUUAGAAACGAUGUUGAAUGACAUCAAAGAUUUGAAACGAACCAUGGAGGAACAAAUCCAUAAAAUGAAACAAUCGAAAGCGCAGGAUGACACUAUUAUUCGUGAUUUGCAAGAUCAGUUAGAAGCAGAGCAACAUUUUUCGUUCCUCUAUAAACAAAAUACUCGAUCCUUGGAAGAAACUAUUGAAGAAAAAUCGCGACUAGUGGAUGAUCUUGAAAAACAGCGCGAUUCCUUACGGCAUGCCGUUAAUCAAGCUAAUAUCCUUGGAGAAUCCGAAGCCCUAGCGCGACGUGUCGCUGAAGACCAAAUAUCGGAGUAUCAGAAAGAGCGAAGCGCCAAGAAUGGCGAAAUGCAUGGAGCUAUCGAAAGGUUACAAGAAGAUUUAGCAAAAAAGGAAAACACCUUAUACCAGCUAAAGGAAACGUAUAAGCGGCGCGUUGAAGAACUAAUUUAUGAGAAGACGCAGCUGGAAAAUCGACUGGAAGCCAAGCAAAAUGGCUCUAAUCAAAACGGAUAUGCAAAUAUUGGACCAGACGCCCUCGCUGAUUUACAGAAAAAAUUGGAUGAGGAAACAAUUAAAAAGCAACAGGCAAUUAAUAAAUUAGCUGAAGUGAUGGCUAAUAUGAUGCCAAAUCCCGACCGCGGAAGGAAAAUCAGCAAAGUUCAUAAUAAUCAGCGUGAAAAAGAGAUGCGCAAACUUCAGCAGGAUAUGGCCCAUGAAAGGCAGAAAUACAAUGAUAGCAUUACGGAUUUGAACAAACAACUGGAUGAACUCCGCGCAAAUUUAUAUGAAGAAAGCCGUCUGCGUGAGAGACUGCAGGUGGAGUUGGACAGUAAAGAUGACGAGAUCGAUCAGCUGAGGAAAAAAUUGCAAAAUUCCAAUUUUGAUACAAUAAGCCAGAACAGUGGCUCCGGAAUUAUCGACGAAGAAAACGAAGAUAUUCGGUUUGAGGGUUGGUUAUCUAUCCCUAAUCGCCAUAAUGUUCGCCGACUGGGAAUGUGGAAAAAGCAGUAUGUCGUCGUCAGUAGUAAGAAGAUACUGUUCUACGAUUCCGAAACGGAUAAAAGAGAAAUGAAACCUUCGCUUACAUUGGAUAUGGGAAAAAUUUUCCAUGUUCGAAACGUUUCCAAAACGGAUGCGCACCGUGUGGAUGACAAAUACCUGCCACUUAUGUUCCAGCUAUUGUACGCCGGCGAAGGAGAAGCUCGAAAGGAUGAUCGUGAUGAUCACGCACAUUAUGCAAACGAUCACCAUUCAUCAUCGUUGGUGUCAUUUAAAAACCAUGAGCUAGUUCCGAUCGUAUUCCAUAUGCCGACCACUUGCGAAGUCUGCACAAAACCGCUAUGGAAUGUCCUGAAGCCUCCUCCCGCUCUCGAGUGCAGACGAUGCAAAAUAAAGUUUCAUCGCGACCAUAUCGAAAUGAAAGAAGGCGAUCUCUCCUCCUCACAGUACUGCCCCGUUGCGCCUUGCAAAAUUAAUGUGGAUGCGGCAAUUGCCAAAGAGAUGUUACUUCUCGCCCCUUCUGCCGAGGAGCACGAUAAGUGGCUCAAACGUCUUUCAAACAAAAUCAAGCAGAAAGGAUAUAAAGCCAACGAAGCUAAUAAAACUUCGCCUAGUGGUGCUUACGAUAUCCGUGCCUCAGUACGGCAGCCCUUCAAAUACACAUCGCAGACGAGUUUGAAGGGCGCUUCGCUUCCACAUUCAGGAAAUUCCGAUCCCAGCUUGUUAGCCAGGAGAACGGGUGUCUGAUUGAAUGGGAUGUUUAGACGGUGUAAUGUAAUUGACUUGAUCCUUCCUUCUUCCCGCCUCGAAACCUGUGCCUUUUGAGUUUGGAGAUAGUUAUUUUAAUGUUGCCCAGUUUUAACCAUUUGGAAUCCUGAUCUGUUUUUGGCAAUAGACUAAUGGCAACGAUUUGGCCUGUUCAUGUGCUAGUUUGUAUAGGAGAAGACACACAAUGUUCUUUCAGAAGUGCUCAGUAACUGGGCGUGAAGUUGGUUGUUUUUAUAUUGCUUUGAAUGAGUUGCUUUUUACUGUUGAUUUGAAUGUGUUAAUCUGCUCAGCUGCGUUAUGUUGGUUUUAUAAACGAACCUUAUUACCGUGUCCCGUUGUCAGAAUUAAGUAAAAAAAAGUUUCCUGCUAUCA
This is a messenger RNA of Paramacrobiotus metropolitanus, 5216 nucleotides long. Its product is annotated as rho-associated protein kinase 1-like. Gene Ontology annotation, biological process: regulation of cell junction assembly; Rho protein signal transduction; actomyosin structure organization. Gene Ontology annotation, molecular function: small GTPase binding; ATP binding; Rho-dependent protein serine/threonine kinase activity. The record is from RefSeq and is a predicted model, not a curated record. The transcript has 21 exons. Gene Ontology annotation, cellular component: cytoplasm; cytoskeleton. The coding region runs from base 699 to 4823 and encodes 1374 amino acids. Lineage: Eukaryota; Metazoa; Tardigrada; Eutardigrada; Parachela; Macrobiotidae.